Messenger RNA from Gongylonema pulchrum, 669 nucleotides. Lineage: Eukaryota; Metazoa; Nematoda; Chromadorea; Rhabditida; Gongylonematidae. The record is from the annotation of a GenBank genome assembly.
AUGCAAGAGUUCCGAGCUCGAUUACCGCCACGGCCACCGCCACGACGCCAUCCCCGGGUUCACUUUAAUCUCGGACGUAUACAGCCGGAGCAUCUGCAUCCGCCACUACGACCUGUACCUGAAGAUCCGACACGCGAUGCGAUUAUGAAGCAAAUCGUUGAGCGUAUCAAUGCGGCCGAAAAGGAACUGUCGUGCAAUAAGAGCGAAACAAAGGAAAAAGUUACUAUGAAGCCGGAUUCGAUCACUGACGCACGAAUUGAGCACGAGAAACAGGUUCUGAAUGAUCUCGAGAGAUACUUCGAAAGUGUAGAGAAUAACCGUCCGGACAAAAGCUACUGGGAAGGGAGGGCAGGGCAGCUGCAACGUGAUCUCAAUAACUGGAUUGAGCGUAACGAGACGGAACUGGAGGAGAUUGAUUUGCUGGAAAAGAAGGUUUUGGAGCGUCGCCAAGAACUGAUUAGUCAAAUGGCAAUAGUGGAGCGUAUGUUUGGAGAAAUAAAAUCACUUCCGGAUGAUGAUCUGGACCAUGACAGUGAUCUGGAAACAGCCAUUGAAACGCUAGACAUUUGCUCGACUCAAAGCUCAGUCCCUAGCCGUGAGACUGACGAUGAAGAGGAGGGAAUGGAAGAGGAGGACGAGGAGACAGAGGAGGAAGAGUGUGAUGACUAA